This is a messenger RNA of Echinostoma caproni, 1521 nucleotides long. Lineage: Eukaryota; Metazoa; Platyhelminthes; Trematoda; Plagiorchiida; Echinostomatidae. The record is from the annotation of a GenBank genome assembly.
AUGACAAUCCUGGGAGAGAUUAGUUCCCAGGGGACCAUGACAUUGUUGGUCUGGCCGCUCACGGCAAUUGCUACCCGGUACAGGCCGGAGUUGUCAGUUGGACUGUUGUGGUAUAACCGGACAUCCUCUACUACAUCUGAGGAAGACAUCGAUGAUGCCAUGCUUUCUAGCUUAUUGGUUAUCGCACCCUCGUCGGAUGACCAUUCCAUUCUGUCUCACGUUUCGACGCUGCCCACAAUCCCUAGUUCUGGUACAUUAAUGGAAGAUGGUGACGCAGCAGCAAAAGGAACACAAGAAAUAACAGAAUCCACUGCCCCUUCGGGCCGCUCUGAUGACGACUCCUUGAAAGCACUGGUCGAUGAUCUUCGGAAAUCACUCACCGACUCAGUUCUGUCAGUUACCGAACCCACUGCCCAUACUAGUGAAAUAACUGAACCAUUAACCGUGUCAACCGGUUCGUCGGCCGAAACGGAGACCAUGAGGUCCGAAGAACCUAUUUCUCUGGUUUCAAUGGAUGCCUCGGUUACUAGCACUAACUACUUCGCCCACCAAGCGGCAAUGUUGUGUCCUGCAUCUCUUGUCCCAUUCAAUCCUACUCCACUUAGUGCACCUCCUCAUCACAUAGCUGCGGCACAUGCUCAGUUACUUUACCCGGGUCACUGUAUACCAUACAACCCGAAUCCUACUGGCGGACAGUCCCCAUUUGCCCUCCUCCCUUCAGCUGCCCCAUUAGCAACACCUAGUGCCUUGGUUCUCGUUCCACUUACCCGAGCGCCCUUACCAGGUCAUGCAGCGCCCAUGUGUUACGUUCCACCGUUCGCCCCACUUACACCAACUGCCGUACCUGAGAUUGCUGGCCUUCCUCCACAACAGCAACAACCGCCGUUUAUGAAUCCUUCUGUAAUAAAUCGGACAAGUGAGACUAAAACCUCAGAAGAUCAUUCGAAACGCAAGCCGAGUACUGUAUCAGGUCGCAUUGCUGGUCUAUACUCGGUGUCCCCUGCAGUUGACACAUUAUUUGCAAAACCUGCUAACCGAAUGGAGAUGAAUGUCCUGUACAGUUUCUGGUCAUUCUUUCUACGGGAACACUUCAAUCGGACAAUGUACAAAGAUUUUCGCAAACAUGCGAUCGAAGAUUCAAAACAUGGGGCGCGCUAUGGAAUGGAGUGCCUCUUUAGAUUUUACAGUUACGGAUUGGAGAAGCGAUUUCGUAAAGCCAUUUUCAAGGAUUUCCAGGAGGAGACAUUGCGAGAUUACGAUGACGGUCACCUUUACGGUUUGGAGAAAUUUUGGGCUUUGUUGCACUACAGUCAUCGAAAAGUAAAAGUCGACGAUCGUCUGCAAGAAUUGUUGGAUACCAAAUAUCGCACAAUUCAAGAUUUUCGAAUUAACUUCCAACCUCCUGCUGGGUUCUUCAUCGAUAAAUCGCGUCGUCGAACAAAAUCCGAAUCAAUCGGGCUUUCCCGAACUCCUGAAACCUCAUUACCCCAACCGGUGAAGAAAGAUCGCGUAAACACAUGA